Messenger RNA from Papilio polytes (common Mormon), 1221 nucleotides. Its product is annotated as alpha-tubulin N-acetyltransferase-like. Gene Ontology annotation, biological process: alpha-tubulin acetylation. The record is from RefSeq and is a predicted model, not a curated record. Bases 147 to 968 code for a protein of 273 amino acids. Gene Ontology annotation, molecular function: tubulin N-acetyltransferase activity. Lineage: Eukaryota; Metazoa; Arthropoda; Insecta; Lepidoptera; Papilionidae. Gene Ontology annotation, cellular component: microtubule. The transcript is spliced from 8 exons.
AGUUGGCAUGAAGUUGAAGCCUGAAGCGGUCAUCAACGGUCAUUUCCAGUCAUUUCGUUUCCGUCGUUUAUUGUUAAAGUUAUUUAUUGUUAUAUUUAAUUUAUUGCUAUAUUUAAUCUAUUGUUUUCAGUUAACUAAAAAGGAAAAUGAGUAACACUGUGUUUUCAUCUGUUAAUGAUUUAUUUAAGGACAAUAUUUCAAUAAUUACGGUGGCGGAUUUUUCGCUCAGAGGGAGGUACUUUGACAAAGAUUCGAGGCUAAAGUUUUUCAGCCUGGAGGAAAUUAUUAAUACUAUAGGGCAAAUGUCUGCUAAAGCUCAAGGUUUAAAAAAAUCUCUUACUUCCUUAGAAAAACUCUCUAUAUCACCGAAUAACAAACUUUACAUUCUUAAAGAUGAAAAGGGUAAUGGGGGUGCCGGUGAAGUGUUAGGAAUGCUAAAAAUUGGCCCUAAGCAAUUGUUCUUACACAGCAGGAAAGGAAAAUUAUCAAUCACUACACCUAUGUGCGUUUUAGAUUUUUAUGUAGUCGAAAAUAGGCAAAGACAGGGAUUUGGCAAAAAACUGUUUGACUUCAUGUUAGAGGAUCAGAAGUUAAAGCCAUAUGAGCUAGCAAUAGAUGGGCCAUCUCUAAAAAUGUUGCAGUUCCUCAAAAAGCACUAUAACUUCAACGAAGUUCUCAAACAAUCCAACAAUUUUGCAGUAUGUGACAAAUUUUUCGAGUCUGCAAACACAGGGUCAGCCAGGCCACAAGAUGAAGUAUUACCAACACCCCAUCCCAGAAGCGAAGCCGGAGCAGUGAUACAUGGCAACAGCUAUUCCGCAAGAACAUUUUCACAGAGAUGCACACCCGGGUUACAAAAUACAGAGCCUACUCGCCGUCCACCUUUGAAAGAAUGGUCAAGUGAAAUCGGCGCGGUGAUCCACGGGGGCAGCAUUUCUAGCUCUGUGUCAAAGAAAAGGCAAUUUUAAUGAAAAAAUUGAACAAAAGUGUCCCAAACCUUUCUUGAAAUGCAUGCACUGUUUGUAAACUAUAAUUUACUCUUGGUGUCAAGAUUGCCUAAUUGUUCCUUAUGUUUGCAAGUCUAAAGCGUGUUUUGUUUUUUUUUUUUGAUUGAUUUACAAAUUUUAUUAGUGUAUAAGUCAAAUACUAAACAGAAAAAAGUUUUGUAGUAAAAAAUUUAUUAAUUUUAUUGUACUUAUACAUACAUAAACAAAAUUAUAC